Messenger RNA from Lemur catta (Ring-tailed lemur), 4574 nucleotides. It is a transcript of the gene SEC24B, whose product is annotated as SEC24 homolog B, COPII coat complex component. Gene Ontology annotation, biological process: COPII-coated vesicle cargo loading; intracellular protein transport; endoplasmic reticulum to Golgi vesicle-mediated transport. The record is from RefSeq and is a predicted model, not a curated record. Bases 1 to 3768 code for a protein of 1255 amino acids. Lineage: Eukaryota; Metazoa; Chordata; Mammalia; Primates; Lemuridae. The transcript has 24 exons. Gene Ontology annotation, molecular function: SNARE binding; zinc ion binding. Gene Ontology annotation, cellular component: endoplasmic reticulum exit site; COPII vesicle coat.
AUGUCGGGCCCCGCCGGGUCCCCUCGCCCGGCCGCCGCCGCCCGGGUCCCGCCCAAGCUCGGCGGAGCGGCCGCGUCCCCCGGCCCGGCCCCGGCGCGGCCGCAGCAGAACGGACCAGCACAGAAUCCGAUGCAGGUUCCAUCUGGGUAUGGAUUGCACCAUCAGAACUAUAUCGCUCCCUCAGGACAUUAUUCUCAAGGACCUGGGAAAAUGACCUCAUUGCCAUUGGAUGCCCAGCGUGACGAUUACUACUCUGGUCUCUAUACAGUCCCAACACAGAAUGUGGCACCUCCUAGCACAGCACACCAACAGCCGGGAGCACAGCAGCUGUAUGGCAGGGGUCCUCCUGCCCCUCACGUCGGGGGAUCCACUCCCGGGUCUUUCCAAGGUGCUGCGUCCUCAGCAUCUCAUUUGCAUACGAGUGCCUCCCAGCCACACUCCUCUUUUGUGAAUCACUACAAUAGUCCAGCCAUGUACUCUGCCAACUCUUCUGUUGCUUCUCAGGGAUUUCCCUCCACUUGUGGCCAUUAUGCUAUGUCAACUGUUUCUAGCGCUGCAUAUCCUAGCGUCUCCUAUCCCUCUCUGCCUGCCGGGGAUCCAUAUGGGCAAGUGUUUACCUCGCAGAAUGCUCCAGCUGUCAGGCCGGCUACAGAUCAUUCAUUUUCCGGUCCCAAUACAGCCAUCAGCCAUCCAUCACCACUUCCACCUCCGCCAUCACAGCAGCAGCACCAGCAGCAGAGUCUUUCAGGAUACAACACUCUGUCGUGGUCAGCCGUGGGCCUCCCAUCAACCCAAGACAAUCUCCUCCGGAACCACACGGGAUCCCUGGCUACGGCCAACAACAACCCGGCAAAUACUGUUGCAGACUCUUUAUCCUGUCCUGUUAUACAAAAUGUUCUGCCUCUCAAGUCCAGCCCAGUAGCACCCACGGUUUUAUCUGCAGUCCCCUCGGCAAGAAUGCCACCCCCGGCAAGCCACCCAGUCGAGCCUGUGGCCUCAGUGACACAGCCAUCAGAGCUGUCACAACAGAAAGGCAUGCAGUAUGGUGACUAUGUUAAUAAUCAAGCUAGCUCCGCACCAACUCCCUUGUCAUCAACUUCCGAUGAUGAGGAAGAGGAGGAGGAGGAUGAGGAAGCAGGUGUGGACAGCUCUUCCACCACAAGCAGCGCUUCUCCAAUGCCCAACAGUUACGACGCGUUGGAAGGAGGCAGCUACCCAGACAUGCUUUCUUCAUCAGCCAGCAGCCCUGCUCCCGAUCCCGCCCCCGAAUCCGACCCUGCUCCGGCUCCAACUCCAGCCUCCACUGCUGCUCAGCCUUCAAAGCUGCCCAAGCCUUUUGGCUACGGCUACCCGACCCUCCAGCCCGGCUACCAGAACGCGGCGGCUCCCCUGGGUGCCGGCGUGCAGCCCGGCAGCCCUGCGUACUCGGGGUUCCAGCAGUAUCCCCAGCAGUACCCUGGCAUGAGCCAGCUGUCCUCCAGCCUGGGAGGACUGAGUCUUCAGAGUGCUCCCCAGCCAGAAAGCCUGCGACCUGUGAACCUCACGCAGGAGAGGAAUAUUCUGCCCGGGACUCCUGUCUGGGCUCCUGUCCCUAACUUGAAUUUAGAGCUGAAAAAACUAAACUGUAGCCCAGAUUCAUUUCGGUGCACUUUGACGAAUAUCCCCCAGACUCAGGCUUUGCUGAACAAAGCCAAACUUCCUUUGGGAUUGUUGUUACAUCCCUUCCGAGACCUGACGCAAUUACCGGUGAUAACAUCAAAUACCAUCGUGAGAUGCCGCUCUUGUCGAACUUAUAUUAACCCUUUUGUGUCCUUCAUCGAUCAGCGUAGAUGGAAAUGCAAUUUGUGCUACAGAGUUAACGAUGUUCCUGAGGAAUUCAUGUAUAACCCCCUCACCCGAUCGUACGGAGAACCUCAUAAACGACCAGAAGUUCAGAAUUCCACUGUGGAGUUCAUUGCUUCUUCAGAUUACAUGCUUCGUCCUCCUCAACCUGCAGUUUACUUGUUUGUUUUAGAUGUGUCUCAUAACGCAGUGGAGGCUGGAUAUUUGACAAUUUUAUGCCAGUCGCUGUUAGAAAAUCUAGACAAGCUUCCUGGAGAUUCACGAACAAGAAUAGGAUUCAUGACCUUUGAUAGCACUAUUCAUUUCUACAAUUUACAAGAAGGAUUAUCACAGCCUCAGAUGUUGAUUGUGUCUGAUAUAGAUGAUGUUUUUCUGCCUACACCGGACAGUUUACUUGUGAAUCUAUAUGAAAGUAAAGAGCUUAUAAAAGACUUACUGAGUGCAUUACCACACAUGUUCACCAAUACAAGAGAAACUCACAGUGCCCUUGGUCCUGCGCUUCAGGCUGCGUUUAAAUUAAUGUCUCCAACAGGUGGCCGUGUGUCUGUAUUUCAGACACAAUUACCUUCCUUGGGUGCAGGACUGCUGCAGUCCAGAGAAGAUCCCAAUCAGAGGUCAAGUACAAAGGUGGUACAACAUCUUGGCCCUGCAACUGAUUUUUAUAAGAAACUCGCUUUAGAUUGCUCAGGACAGCAGACUGCAGUGGAUUUAUUCCUUCUAAGUUCACAGUAUUCUGAUCUUGCUUCUCUAGCGUGCAUGUCCAAGUAUUCCGCUGGGUGCAUCUAUUAUUACCCAUCUUUCCACUACACUCACAAUCCUUCACAAGCAGAAAAGUUACAAAAAGACCUAAAACGGUACCUCACAAGAAAAAUUGGAUUCGAAGCUGUUAUGAGAAUAAGGUGUACUAAAGGUCUUUCAAUGCACACUUUUCACGGAAACUUCUUUGUCCGUUCCACCGAUUUGUUGUCCCUUGCCAACAUCAACCCUGACGCCGGGUUUGCAGUGCAGCUGUCGAUUGAAGAAAGUUUGACGGAUACGUCCUUGGUGUGUUUUCAGACGGCCCUGCUGUACACGUCGAGCAAAGGUGAGCGGCGGAUCAGAGUGCACACGCUCUGCUUGCCGGUGGUAAGUUCACUGGCAGAUGUGUAUGCGGGAGUGGAUGUACAAGCCGCCAUCUGCCUCCUGGCAAACAUGGCUGUGGAUCGAUCGGUUUCGUCAAGUCUGUCGGACGCCAGGGACGCCUUGGUGAACGCCGUCGUGGACUCCCUGUCUGCCUAUGGCUCGACCGUCUCGAGUUUGCAGCACUCUGCGCUGGUAGCACCCAGCUCCCUCAAGCUGUUUCCCCUCUACGUCCUGGCCCUUCUCAAACAGAAAGCAUUUAGAACGGGUACAAGCACACGCCUGGACGAUCGCGUGUAUGCCAUGUGUCAGAUCAAGUCUCAGCCGCUUGUCCAUCUGAUGAAGGUGAUCCAUCCCAACUUAUACAGGAUAGACAGAUUGACAGACGAGGGCGCAGUACACGUUAACGACAGGGUUGUGCCCCAGCCACCGCUUCAAAAACUGUCCGCAGAGAAGCUGACCAGGGAAGGCGCUUUCCUUAUGGACUGCGGCUCUGUUUUUUAUAUUUGGAUUGGGAAAGGCUGUGACAAUAAUUUCAUAGAGGACGUGCUUGGGUAUCCUAAUUUUGCAUCCAUACCACAGAAAAUGACACAUCUUCCAGAACUGGACACGCUUUCAUCGGAAAGAGCCAGAUCCUUUAUAACGUGGCUUAGAGACAGCAGACCGCUCAGCCCAGUCCUUCACGUGGUGAAAGACGAGAGUCCUGCCAAAACGGAAUUUUUCCAGCAUUUGAUUGAAGACCGGACAGAAGCUGCGUUCUCUUACUAUGAAUUUCUGCUUCACGUUCAGCAGCAGAUUUGUAAGUGAAGUGGAAUCAAAUCGAGUCAGAAGAAAAAGGAUCCACACACACCUGGGUAUAGACCAUAAUCUGUCAGAGAAGCGCUUAGGCAAUUUCAGUGCAGUCCCGUAUUGUCACGAGACACGGUGCUCAGUGCCCUGUCGGGGGCUUUGGCACCAGGUCAAGGGGAAGAAAGAAAGUGGCAGGUUUUCUCCAGCCUAAAUUAGUGGUGAUGCCGACGCCAUGUCACCACGUAGGUUUUGAAUGGGUUUACACCCUUCAGUAGUCUGGCAGUGCCGUGGGCUGUUCAUUGCAAGCUGGCAAAUUCACGUAGCUCUGUGCAAUGAUACGUCCUAAUGCAAACUUAGAUAUAAAUGCUUUUUUCUUAUAAUUAACCUAACACUCUGGACUUGAACCUCUGACAAGAGAUGCCCAAAGACAGUGGUACCGUGUUAAACUUUGUUUAUAUGAAUUACUUUUUAACAAGGAAUGAUUCUUUAUUCAUUAAAUGAACUCAACAUUUUUCCCUGUAAAAAAAAAAAACAAAACAGAGUUUCAGUACAUGAACUAUAGAAAAAGUAUAUAUAUAUAAUGUACAUAAAUGUUACAUUUGUAAAGAAAAUGUAAAAAUUUAACUACAGAAUAUGAAUUGCUUAAACUGUGCUGCAUUGUUGGAUGACAACUCUUUUUGUCACAGUUAGAGAAUGAGGUUGAUUAAUGCAUAUUAUGAAUUGAGUCCACAAAGGAAACACAAAACUCUUUAUAAUCUGUUAAAUCUUUUAUGUGGAUUUAUUUAUGAUCAGCCUACUAAUUAAAAAUAUUUUGCUUGACAGUA